Molecule: messenger RNA, 522 nt
Organism: Meriones unguiculatus (Mongolian gerbil)
Lineage: Eukaryota; Metazoa; Chordata; Mammalia; Rodentia; Muridae
Product: keratin-associated protein 9-3-like
Exons: 1
Coding region: 1-522 (173 amino acids)
Cellular component (GO): keratin filament
Source: RefSeq, a predicted model, not a curated record
AUGGCCUGCUGCGCUACCAGCUUCUGUGGCUUUCCCUCUUGCUCCACUGGUGGCACUUGUGGUUCUAGCUGCUGCCAGCCCAGCUGCUGCCAAUCCAGCUGCUGCCAGCCCAGCUGCUGCCAGUCCAGCUGUUGUCAGCCCAGCUGCUCCCAGUCCAGCUGUUGUCAGCCCAGCUGUUGUCAGCCCAGCUGCUCCCAGUCCAGCUGCUGCCAGCCCAGCUGCUCCCAGUCCAGCUGUUGUCAGCCCAGCUGCUGCCAGACCAGCUGCUGUGGAACUGGCAGUGGCCAGGAGGGUGGCAGCGGAGCCGUGAGCUGCCGCGUCAGAUGGUGCCGCCCAGACUGCCGCGUGGAGGGCACCUGCCUGCCCCCCUGCUGUGUGGUGAGCAGCACGCCCCCAACCUGCUGCCAGCUGCACCAUGCCCAGGCCUCCUGCUGCCGCCCGUCCUACUGUGGGCAAUCCUGCUGCCGCCCAGCCUGCUGCUGCCACUGCUGCCAGCCCAGCUGCUCGGAGCCCAGCUGUUGA